This is a messenger RNA of Carassius carassius (crucian carp), 900 nucleotides long. RefSeq lists its product as uncharacterized. Bases 103 to 900 code for a protein of 265 amino acids. The record is from RefSeq and is a predicted model, not a curated record. The transcript is spliced from 5 exons. Lineage: Eukaryota; Metazoa; Chordata; Actinopteri; Cypriniformes; Cyprinidae.
GUAGCUAAAGCAGCUGAGGCUCUUAUUUCGAAGCACCCCUGCCUCACAGAACCAGGAAGUCAAUGUGGAUGGUAUGGCUGGAAGACAAGUUUAAAGUUUAAAAUGGGCAACUUUCGCACAAAACUCAGCAGAUCUGGCUGUGAAGAGGUGGCUGUUAACUCGGGGAAGAGAAGCCAAAAUAAUCCAGAGAGGGAGUCUCCCCACUCCAACAUCAAAAGAGCUCGUCGAGCUGAGGUAAACUACCUACCAAAUUUUCCAAAAGGAGAGAGUGCUGAAAGCUUGGAACAACAAAGAUUGCAAAUAGUUGAGGAAAUGUCUAAGACAGAAAGAAGUCUUGGGCUGAUAGAGAGACUCAUGCAAAGUACAUUUGCUCUGCGUCGCAAACAGAUCAUUGUAGAUAACCCAUCACAACCAGUGAAGGACUUUUUGGAAAAGUGGCCUGCACUUCGUUUGGAAUCUCAGAUUGCUGCAGAAUUCCACAGAAUUACUAAUAUCAGCUUGAAAAACAAGUUCUAUGCAGAGCUGGACAACCAUACUCCUCGACUGAUUGCUGUUUACAGGCAGAAGGCUGCCCGUACAGGCAAGGCAGCAGAAGCACUGAGAAGCAUCUGUAGUGCCUAUGAUCUUACGGAUCACUACGAUAUUAACAACAGACGUACAGCUGCACUUCGAGCCCUCCCUGUCUACUUGCGCGAAGAUGACUCUGUGUUUUUCAAGAUGUGGAAUACUGAAGAGGUGGAUGAGCCAGACAUUGCAGAUUCAGCUGUAGCUCUUGUCACUAUGGUGAAUGGAGACUCGAGUUCCACUGUUCAGUUUUACCCUGCUGGGAUCGCUAUUGUGCUGGAAGGUCACAUUGUUCUAAGGGACAUUUCCAGAGAUGUGGAUUCAGACGGCAAUUAA